ACACACAUACUUCGUGGACUGGAGUGUUUGCUAUAUAAAACCACCGGUUGUUUAUAUAGACACUUGUGAAGGGAUGGAGUUUGCCAUUAUAAAUUAUUCAUGAGCUCUGACGACAUGAUUUGGCAUGCUAAAGGUAUAGAUGAGGUCGAAGGGCGCGGAUGUUUGUGUGAAAUGAACAGUUUAACUGGAUCUUACUUUAUAACACGCCUUAUGACGGAUCAAACCAUAUAUGUAUACAUUUCAGGCGAAUAUUGCAGAUAAAAGUCAGUCAUUUACACCGGGCAUGUGAAUUAUCAAAACGCUAACGUACAACUAGUGUUGGAUGUGAAUUGUUGUUUUGAUUAGAAGAAACUCGUCUGUUUUAAUUAGGAAAGAUAAUUAAUAGGAUACGGUGUUGGCCUGGCCAGACAAAAAAAUCAAAUUUGUGUCUUAUAAACAAAAUUCAAAAUGGAGGAGGAACCAGGCGCUGUCGCCGAUAAGACUGGAUGGAAAAGUUAUGGUUCAAGCCAAACUAUUGCUAUACCUGAAGCGGAACCGGAAGUGAAGGUAGCAAACACCAAAUCGAAAUCCGAAGUAAUUAAACGGGCAAUAAAAGAUAACUUGUUAGUGAUUUUCCUUAUCAUUUCUAUGGGAAUCGGUGUUGGCCUUGGUGCCGGACUGCGUUCGGUUGACCCUCCCUUUACCAAGAGACAGAUUCUGUAUCUUCGUUUCCCGGGAGAUUUAUUGAUGAAUAUGUUACAAAUGCUAAUCCUUCCGCUGAUUGUGUCCAGUCUCGUGUCUGGUCUGGCGUCUUUAGACACACGGUCAUCAGGUCGAAUUGGUCUGAGAGCGGUAGUUUACUACCUGACCACUACCCUCGCCGCUGUGGUCCUUGGUAUCAUAUUAACAGUCUCUAUCCAGCCUGGGACCAAAGGAGGGGAUGUCGAACCCUCAGGCGAGUCUAAAAUUGUGGAGCCUGCGGAUACCUUCCUCGAUCUGCUCAGGCAGUCGUUCCCUAGCAACUUGAUAGAGGCAUGCUUCAGCAAGCCUGUUACCGACCAGGUACUUAGAGUUGAGGAGAACACCAACACAAGUGAUGUAAAUGCAACCGCUGUUUACGAUCCCGUUGUGGAGAUGAAACCAGGGAUGAAUGUCCUUGGCCUUGUCGUCUUCUCCAUCUUCUUUGGUAUCAUCAUUGGCCGUCUGGGGAAGAAGGGCCAGCCCCUGGUAGCUCUGUUUGAAUCUCUUUGUGAGGCCACGAUGGUUCUGGUCAAGCUUGUUAUUUGGUACUCUCCUAUAGGUAUAAUUUUCCUGGUGGCGGCUAAAAUUGUAGAGAUGGAGGACCCAGAGAAGACCUUCCAACAACUUCUCUACUACUUCAUCACCGUCAUGGUUGGUCUCAUUAUCCACGGUUUUAUCACCCUCCCUGUCAUUUACUUCAUAAUAGUCAGACGAAAUCCCUACAGAUUCAUCUACGGAGUCACACAGGCAGUCGUCACUGCCAUUGGGACGUCAUCAAGCUCGGCCACACUUCCUGUCACGAUGAAAAACCUAGAGGAAAAUAAUGGCAUCGAUCCCCGUGUGAUCAAAUUUGUGGCCCCCGUUGGAGCGACUAUAAACAUGGACGGGACGGCAUUGUACGAGGCUGUGGCUGUCCUCUUCAUUGGACAAAUCAGAGGCUUCGAGAUGGAUAUCGGACGAAUUAUUACUGUCAGUAUCACUGCCACAGCUGCCGCAAUCGGUGCCGCCGGAGUGCCACAGGCAGGUCUGGUUACCAUGGUGAUCGUCCUCACGGCAGUUGGCUUCCCGACUGAUGACGUCACCUUGAUUCUGGCUAUUGAUUGGUUGCUGGACCGAUUCCGGACAGCAGUGAAUGUAAUGGGAGAUGCUAUAGGUGCAGGUAUAGUGGACCACCUAUCAAAAAAAGAGAUAAGAAAAAUGGAUCUGCUAGACUCAGUGGAGAACACCGAAAAUGGAGUUUUGAACAUUGGCUAUGAGGAAGCAGAUGUCAAAAUGUAGACUUUUUCUAACGUAUCCUAGUGAAAUGGCGUCAGUGUUGUCACUUGUAAGUCUAACGUUCGUAACGGGACAGUCAUGCUGACUCCUACUGAAGUAGAGAAUGGAGAGUCUCUAUGUAGCAGGAAACAAUGUGUAUGGUUUUACUGACAAAAUGGAGAAAUUAAAACGACUUUUUUUAAGUUAAAUGACUAGCAUGUGGCAGUUCAUCGAAUAUACGUUUAAAACCAAAAUAGGUGGGUGUUAUUCCAUCCCCAAAAUCAUGAAAUAAUCAUUACGACUGUUGAAUAACAAACAGGUUAUACUACACGUGGAAUAAACUCUAAACGCGUUUUGAUUUGUUGACACGGUGACAUUUGAAAGGAACUAUCUUGUUAUCACGUGAUUCAAAACAUUUUGAUUGGCUUACACUUGAAGGCUGCUUCACGGGGUCGCAGAAAUGAUGACACACAAAAAGUAGUUCGCAAUAGUUUUUUGAUAAUUCAUUUUUAUACAGAUUUCUAUCAAUUUAUUGCUUUGUGUUAGAAACAGGUCACACAAACUCGUGGUUUUGUAUAUGUUAUUUCUUUCUCUCCCAUUAGUUAUUUUUCAAAAAUUACAAAAAAAACAACAACAACAAAAAACACUCACUGAAGCACGUGAUUUUUUGCAAUUUUUGAAAAAUAACCAACUCGACUGAAAGAAACGGUUUACAAAAAUUAUUCGUUGUGUGACCUUUACACAUCAAAGAUCUAAAUUAUGAUGAAAAAUAUUGUGUUAGUUCGUUCACGGUUUUAUUAUAUAAUGAAAACAAGUGGGUAAUUCUGGUAUGGUAUAGUAUAAUGACUGGUUAAAGGCAUUUUAAAGGGAGGUAACUACAUCUUUGUAUAAAUAGUAUUCCGUAUCAAAAGCACCAGUUGCAAUAUAGUUAUGAAUGACUUCGCAAAUUCAAGUAUAUAUAACAAGUUCGUGCCCAAAAUGAAACUGAUUGCAGGCUAAUAUUGAAACAGACGUUACAGCAACAUAAUAUUUGCAGUGAAUAACUAAUAGCUAUGACAAGAUAACUCGUACAUUUUCUACAUGUUGUGUGCAUCAAUUACCAUCCGUAAAAACUUAUUUUACCUGGUCAACAUUACGUCAACUUAAGAUAAAAUACAUGUAACAAGUAAGUAACCAUUUCAUCACUUCCUUGUAUUUUGACGAAAAAAAUACCUGUGACAGAAGUCAACUUGCUGGACAUUUAGAUAUUGUAUAAAAAGAUUUAGUGUGAAAUAAAAGAAAAAUAUAUCAAUG
This is a messenger RNA of Pecten maximus, 3267 nucleotides long. RefSeq names its product excitatory amino acid transporter 1-like. Gene Ontology annotation, molecular function: glutamate:sodium symporter activity; L-glutamate transmembrane transporter activity; neutral L-amino acid transmembrane transporter activity. The coding region runs from base 448 to 1998 and encodes 516 amino acids. Gene Ontology annotation, cellular component: plasma membrane. The record is from RefSeq and is a predicted model, not a curated record. Gene Ontology annotation, biological process: L-glutamate transmembrane transport. NCBI's taxonomy places the organism in Eukaryota, Metazoa, Mollusca, Bivalvia, Pectinida, Pectinidae. The transcript has 8 exons.